AUGUGUCGUGUCAACGGUUUCCAUCCUGCCUUCCACGUUUCCAACAUCCGAUUCCAAAAAGGAACAACACGCAGACCUCGUGGCACGCAUUUUUUAAGUUCUCCAAGUCAAAUCAGUGUUCAUAUGGUUCUUUUCAUACUUACACUACUCUCAGAAGCAUACCUACCUCCUACAGACAAUAUUAGUGUCUCUCCUGAUGUACAAACCGACAGCGAAAACGAAGCGCAGGAAUUUGGUUGGGAUCACAACGACAGGAAUAUCCCCAACACAUGA
Messenger RNA from Fusarium venenatum, 273 nucleotides. The record is from RefSeq and is a predicted model, not a curated record. NCBI's taxonomy places the organism in Eukaryota, Fungi, Ascomycota, Sordariomycetes, Hypocreales, Nectriaceae.